This is a messenger RNA of Medicago truncatula (barrel medic), 1858 nucleotides long. RefSeq names its product probable E3 ubiquitin-protein ligase HERC4. The transcript is spliced from 9 exons. The coding region runs from base 196 to 1626 and encodes 476 amino acids. The record is from RefSeq and is a predicted model, not a curated record. Lineage: Eukaryota; Viridiplantae; Streptophyta; Magnoliopsida; Fabales; Fabaceae.
AUGGGUGGGUAACCUUUGAGAAACCGGAAAAACAUUUGACACCUCUCGUCCUGAGUCCUGACUGACUUCACCGCGACCGACCAUCCGUGCAUUCCUUUCCUGCUGUCUGCCUUCCUCCGUGCGUAUAAAGGAAAACUAACCAAAACUCUUUCUUUCUUUUCAUUUCUUCUCCAUUUUCUUCCAGGUAUAUAAUCUAUGGAUAUUGAUGCAAUUUUGGGGACCACAAAACCCGUGGCAGCGAGUAUACCAAGGAAGAGUGCUAUUUAUGUGUGGGGGUAUAAUCAAUCCGGGCAGACAGGGAGAAAGGAGAAAGACGAUCAGUUAAGGAUUCCAAAACAGCUACCUCCUCAGCUGUUUGGAUGUCCGGCUGGUCUCAAUACACGCUGGUUGGAUAUUGCAUGUGGUCGGGAGCAUACAGCUGCAAUAGCCUCUGAUGGCUUGCUUUUCACUUGGGGGGCUAAUGAGUUUGGUCAACUUGGUGAUGGAACUGAGGAGCGAAGGAAACAUCCAAAGAAAGUCAAACAAUUAGAGUCGGAGUUUGUAAAAUCUGUAGCCUGUGGUGCACAUUGUUCUGCUUGCAUUGCAGAACCUCGUGAAAAUGAUGGUACCGUGUCGACUGGAAGGCUCUGGGUGUGGGGACAAAAUCAGGGAUCGAAUCUUCCUAGAUUGUUUUGGGGUGCCUUCGAACCUAACACAACCAUUAAGCAAGUGUCUUGUGGAGCUGUUCAUGUGGUUGCUUUGUCUGAGGAUGGCCUACUACAAGCUUGGGGCUACAACGAGCAAGGUCAACUUGGCCGAGGUGUUACUUGUGAGGGACUACAGGGAGCUCGCAUUAUAAGUUCUUAUGCUAAAUUCCUUGAUGAAGCCCCCGAGCUCGUCAAGAUUACCAGAGUGUCAUGUGGGGAGUACCACACUGCAGCCAUUUCUGAUAAGGGCGAGGUUUACACAUGGGGGCUAGGAAAUAUGGGCCAGCUGGGACAUACUUCACUUCAGUAUGGGGAUAAAGAGUUAAUUCCAAGGAGGGUGGUUUCCCUCGAUAGUAUUUUCAUAAAAGACGCAGCAUGCGGUGGUGUACAUACAUGUGCUUUAACUCAGGAAGGAGCACUUUAUGCUUGGGGUGGAGGUCAAUCUGGUCAGUUAGGCCUCGGCCCUGACACUGGAUUGUUCUCGUGUAUCCCUAAUGACUCUCGGACAUUUUUCCGAAACAUUCCAGUUUUAGUUGUUCCAAAAGGCGUGCAACUUGUUGCAUGUGGACAUUCUCACACUCUUAUUUGUAUGAGAGAUGGCCGAAUACAUGGAUGGGGUUAUAAUAGUUAUGGUCAGGCAGCAAAUGAGAAAUCUACAUAUGCUUGGUAUCCAUCACCGGUUGACUGGUGUGUUGGGGAGGUUCGAAAACUAGCGGCUGGUGGUGGCCAUUCAGCUGUGUUGACUGACGCUUUUUCGUUAAAGGAGUUGUGUGAGUUUGUACUGGCAGAUAGUAUGACCUUAUCUAAUGCUGCUAAAGUUGAGGAUAUUGCAUAUAGAACUGGAUCCGAUGCUUUAGCUCGUCUCUGUGGAAGACUCAGAGAGUACAUGCUUGCUGGUGGUGCUCAUGGACAAGAGGAGGAAGAGAACAGUAAAAUCUAACAAAGCAUUUGAAGUUAGAAUUAAUCAUGAUUGUUUCUGUAUUCAUGAAAUAUAUGUAACUGUUGUAUUCAUUCAUGGAACUGUGUUAUUAUUUAAACAGAAGUAAUCAUGCAGUGUAUAGUGUUGUUAUUUACAUAGAAGCUUAGUACCAAAUAAUGUAUUUUAGAGUAAUGUACAUAGACAAAUAAUUUGGCUAUGUUGAAUAAAGAGAUCAUUUACUCAUGUUAGAGAA